Symbiodinium pilosum is the source of this 876-nucleotide messenger RNA. The record is from the annotation of a GenBank genome assembly. Lineage: Eukaryota; Dinophyceae; Suessiales; Symbiodiniaceae.
AUGGCGCGAGCGGCUCCGCGGCUGACACAUCUUUUCGGGCUCCUCCGGGCCAGGCCAAUCCGUCCCGCGGCCUCUGCGCGCUUUGCGCGCUGCGCAUCCUCCACUCGGGAGGAGCAUUUCCUGGAUGUAAACGGACGGAAAUUGUACGUGUUGACAGCGGGAGAUCUGAAGAGUUCGCCAGGUCUGCCUGUGAUAUGUCUACCUGGUGCCAUGGGGACGGCAGAGACGGAUUUCGCACCGCAACUGGACGGUUUGUCCCAGCGGCAUGGUGUGAUAGCUUUCGAUCCACGGGGCUAUGGUAAGUCUCGCCCACCCAAUCGCCGGUAUCCAGCGGAUUUCUACCAUUUGGAUGCCUCGGAUGCUGCAGCCAUCAUGGACUCUCUAGGCAUUGCCUCGUACAACGUGAUCGGUUGGAGUGAUGGCGCGAUUUCGGCCACGAUCCUGGCAGCAAAGAGGCCAGAGGCUGUCAAAAAGCUGGCCGUUUUCGGGAUCCAAGGCUCCAUCACAAAAGAAGAUGUGGAUGCUUACGAGGGCCUGCGGGAUGUAGAGAAAGCCUGGAGCAAGAGGAUGCUCGAAACACACCGGCCAGUCUAUGGAGAUGAUCUGCAGCCGAUGUGGAGUUCCUUCUGCGAUGCCAUGAAGAUGAUGUACGACGCUGGCGGGGACAUCUGCCAGAAGGAGGCCAAGCAAGUGAAGUGCCCCACUUUCAUCCUGCAUGGAGCGAAAGAUCCUCUGGUGCCUUCGCACCACCCGGAGUGGUUCCACCAGGCAAUCGCCGGCUCCAAGCUUCACAUAUUUCCUGAAGGCAAGCACAAUAUCCACCAGAAGUUUGCUGACGAGUUUAACAAGCUGCUUCUGGAGUUCUUCGCCGAGUGA